Cucumis sativus (cucumber) is the source of this 2558-nucleotide messenger RNA. RefSeq names its product 3-ketoacyl-CoA synthase 6. Bases 919 to 2391 code for a protein of 490 amino acids. The record is from RefSeq and is a predicted model, not a curated record. Gene Ontology annotation, molecular function: acyltransferase activity, transferring groups other than amino-acyl groups. The transcript has a single exon. Gene Ontology annotation, biological process: fatty acid biosynthetic process. Gene Ontology annotation, cellular component: membrane. NCBI's taxonomy places the organism in Eukaryota, Viridiplantae, Streptophyta, Magnoliopsida, Cucurbitales, Cucurbitaceae.
AAACAAUUGUGGAAUAAUAUAGUUAGAUUAUGCCAUUCCUCUAAACUUUUCUAAAAUUAUAAUAUUUCGACAUUGUGACCAAAUCCAUAACGGUUAGAUACAACCUUUUGAAACUUAAAAAUCAAAUAAAACUGACACCAACUCCUACGUGGUGCUAGUUUAAACUUAAUCCAUAUUUAGUUCACUUGACUCUUCUUCACUUAGCUCGUCACAUAAAUAUUGAUUAUGUUCAUUGUCGGCAUCCCUUCUUGCAUUGCCUUUUCUUUACAAGGAGUUGUUUGAUUCCUUCUGCUUCUUCACGAUAUCUCAAAAUGCCUACUCAAGCUUAGUUCUACUAACUUCAAAUUUUAAUUACAAGAAACCCCUCCUUCAUUAGUACGCGAGUUUCACAGCUCUUUCUCCCUUUAGGGAUUUCAAUCAAAAUUUCACCUCCUCCUUUCCUUUAUUUAAACUUGGCCCGCUCGUGUUGAUUGUUGCACUCAGUGGAAGACCCCUCCUUGUUAAUGUCUUGUUUUGCUUUUUCUUGGCAUUCCUUUGACACUUCAAAAUCAAAUGAAAUCUAGAUUAAAAAAACAUAAAACAAUCAAAUAGUAUUACUUUUCUGUCAAAUAUUGGCUACCUCAGUCAACAUUUAAGUGUAUUAGUAACUGAUAUCAAAAUUUUGAAUUCCCAACCCUCGACAGUGUGUGUGUAUAUAUAUAUAUUAUCUUCGCCUUUUUCUUUGAACAACACUACUCUCUCAUCGAGUAUUUAACCCAUCUCUUCGCUUGAGUAACUCAUUCAAUUAUUUCUCUCUUCAUUCUCUACCUGGCAUUAUAUUUCAACUAUCGGUGUUGCCUUCUUCUCUAAAACCUGAAGUCCAUACCUACAUCAGAUUCCAAUUUCUCCAUUCCAACACAAAUCUCUCCUCCAUAACCAAUGGAAUCUGCUCCAAAGCUCAAGCAAAACCAUGGCUGCACUUUCCUCCAUUCCACUCAAUUGUUGAUAAGCGUUCUCUCGUCUUUCUUCCAACUUCAAAACUUCUUCAUUCUCAUUCUCCUCGUUUCCAUGGAAACUUACAUUUUCUUAAAUGGAUGGAAUCCCAUUUCCUAUUUCUUCCUCCUAUUGUCUUCUUAUACUUUCUGCAAAUACAUCAUUAAGCUUCCCAUUCUGAAUGCUCCUCGUCCUGUCUAUUUAGUUGACUUCUCAUGCCUCAAACCACCAAGCUUCUGCAGGGUUCCCUUCUCUCUUUUCCUUGAAAAUGCAACGUUGAUGAAUACUUUCGACAACAACAGCCUCAGUUUCAUGGCCAAAACUCUCAAAUCUUCAGGACAGAGUGAAGAAACAUGCCUCCCUCCAGCCCUGCAUUUCAUACCACCCAAAACCCAUCAACAAGAAUCCAUUCAUGAAGUUCAUAUGGUACUAUUUCCUGUCAUGGAUGAUCUUUUAACCAAAACCCAUCUCUCUCCUUGCGACAUUGAUAUUCUUAUUGUUAAUUGCAGUGGCUUUUGCCCUUCUCCUUCCCUGUCAUCCAUAGUCAUCAACAAAUAUUCCAUGAGAAGUGAUAUUAAAAGCUAUAACCUCUCUGGAAUGGGGUGCAGUGCAAGUGCUGUUGCCAUUCAUUUAGCUGAAAAUCUUCUUCAAGUACACGAAAACUCAAAUGUUGUUGUUCUUAGUACAGAAAUUCUAUCAAACGGUUGGUAUGCAGGAAAGGAACACUCCAGACUAAUCCUCAAUUGCUACUUCCGUAUGGGCGGUGCGGCUAUUUUACUCACCAACAGAAAAGAGGCGAAACUUUUUUCAAAAUAUAAACUAUUUAAAACCCUUAGAACACAGACAUCCUACGAUGAUAGAAGUUACCUUUCAGCCAUACGCGAAGAGGACAAGGAAGGAAAACUCGGAGUCUCUGUAACAAGAGAUACGCUUCAGGUUUUCCCCGAAACACUCCGUAUCAACAUAACCCUUCUGGGUUCUUCAAUAUUGCCGCUGUCUGAGAAACUCCGGUACGUCGUUUCGAGGCUACGGAAGCGAUUCGUGGAUAAAUCGCAAGAAAUUUACAUACCGAAUUUCAAGAGGGUGAUUCAACAUUUUUGCUUGCCGGUGUCGGGGGGUGCGGUGAUAAGGGCGAUAGGAAAUGUGCUGAAGCUGAACGAUAAGGAAGUGGAAGCGGCAUUAAUGACUCUGCAUAGAUUUGGGAAUCAGUCGUCAUCGGCGCUAUGGUAUGAACUUGCGUACUUGGAAGCAAAAGAAAGAGUUGAAAAAGGUGAUAAAGUUUGGCAAAUUGGGAUGGGUACUGGGCCCAAAUGUGUUAGUUUGAUUUGGGAGUGUAUUCGGCCCAUUUUAGGAGAGUCCAGUAAUGAUCCAUGGGCCGAUGUGAUCGAUCGGUAUCCCAUCUUAGGCCCAUCAACUUAGAUCUUAAUGGCAUUACUAAUCUACUUUUAUCUUCUUCUUUUUCUAAUUAAGCAAAAUAGCUUUACCUCAAGCAUCUUAAAAGUAUACUUAAAGGGUGAAUUCUGCAAUUAGUCCUGUGGUUCUUCUAUUUCUGUCUUCAAAAUCCAAAAAAACGUUUAUAUGUCUAA